UCUUCCGGCCGCUGCUGCCGUCGCUGCCCGUCCGAGGGGACGCCCCGGGGGAGGGCGCGGCUUCAACGGCGCUCCGCAGGUGCAGCCGCGCCCUGCGCAGCGGUUCCGCUCCUCUCCGCUGCAGCCGGCGCUGCCGAGGAUGCUGCGAGGGAUGGAGCGAGAACGGGCGGCACCCACCCACCCGCGGCGGCGACUCACUUUAUUCAGCAUCUGGAAAACAAAGCGGGGGAAGAGGGCUUGCCUGAUUUCUGUAGCUGCCUGAGGGGCUGCUGGUGCCCAGGACUCCGGGACUCAGUGCUCUGAUACUGGCUUUCCACCUACAAGCUGGGAAGAUUAAGCGUUUCGAUCUGUGCUUUGAAAGCAGCUGACAGCGGGCGGUAAUGUGCUGACUGGCACUAUGGGCAGGAGGUACCCAGGGGCUCACUAUCGGCCAAGCAGCUCAUUCGAUUCCGGUGUGGACGCCCUGGCAGUGUUUAUGGCCAGCAGCAGCACGGCGGACGUUGUGAACCGCAACAGCCCUGCCACCCCGCCCAACACCCUCAACCUGCGCUCCUCUCACAACGAACUGCUGAAUGCAGAGAUCAGGCACACGGAAACCAAGAACAGCACUCCUCCAAAAUGCAGGAAAAAAUAUGCCCUGACUAACAUCCAAACAGCCAUGGGGCUUUCCGACCCGGCGGCGCAGCCCCUUCUGGGCAACAGCUCUGCCAAUAUAAAGCUGGUGAAGAAUGGAGAAAACCAGCUCAGGAAAGCAGCUGAGCAGGGGCAGCAGGAUCCCAACAAAAACCUCAGUACCACUGCAGGCGUAACCGUAACUUCUGAGAAGUUUGAAGGCAAAGAGCCGAUCCCACAGGAUUCCUCUGGCUGUGAAAUAUUGCCCUCGCAGCCAAGGAGGACCAAGAGCUUCCUGAAUUACUAUGCGGAUCUAGAGACGUCUGCCAGAGAGCUGGAGCAGAGUUUUGUUGCCAUGGAAGAUAAAUCUGCACAAAGCAACAGCCAAGCUUCUACUGUUAUUGUUAAUGGGGAUGUCCUGCCCCGGAAACAAAACAUACUGUCGAGCCCAGAGGAUGGCCAAGUAGCCACAGUGUCGUCAAGCCCAGAGACUAAGAAAGACCACCCAAAAACUGGGGCCAAAACAGAUUGUGCCCUCCAUAGGAUUCAAAACUUGGCCCCAAGUGAUGAGGACUCCAGCUGGACUACGCUGUCCCAGGACAGUGCCUCGCUCAGCUCGCCCGAUGAAACAGCAGAUAUAUGGAGUGACCAUUCAUUUCAGACAGACCCAGACCUACCACCUGGCUGGAAAAAAAUCAAUGACAUUGCUGGGAUCUACUACUGGCACAUACCGACAGGAACAACUCAAUGGCAGCGUCCUGUGUCCAUCCCAACAGAUCUGCCUGGCUCACGGAAAGGAUCUCUCGGUUCCAUUACUCCAUCUCCUACUCCAGAGACUGAGGAUCUGCAUGCUGCCACUGUGAACCCAGACCCGAGUCUGAAAGAGUUUGAAGGAGCAACGUUACGUUAUGCCUCUUUGAAGCUCAGAAAUGGCCCACAGUCUGAUGAUGAUGAUUCUUGUAGCAUCAACAGCGAUCCAGAGUCCAAGUGCUUUGCUGUUCGAUCUCUGGGCUGGGUGGAAAUGGCAGAAGAAGACCUUGCUCCUGGAAAAAGCAGUGUUGCUGUCAACAACUGCAUCAGACAACUCUCUUACUGUAAAAACGACAUCAGAGACACCGUCGGCAUCUGGGGAGAGGGCAAAGACAUGUACCUUAUACUGGAGAAUGACAUGCUGAACCUGAUUGACCCCAUGGACCGCACCGUUCUGCACUCGCAGCCCAUCGUCAGCAUCAGAGUCUGGGGCGUGGGGCGUGACAACGGCCGAGACUUUGCUUAUGUGGCAAGAGACAAGGACACCAGGAUUCUGAAAUGUCAUGUCUUCCGCUGUGACACUCCCGCCAAAGCCAUCGCCACCAGCCUGCACGAGAUCUGCUCCAAGAUCAUGGCUGAACGGAAGAAUGCUAAAGCUAUGGCUUGCAGCUCACUGCAGGACAGGACAAGUGUCACUCUUGAUGUUCCUCUGCAAGUAGAUUUCCCAACACCAAAGACAGAACUGGUCCAGAAGUUCCACGUCCAGUACCUGGGCAUGCUGCCUGUAGCUAAACCUGUGGGAAUGGAUACUCUGAACAGUGCCAUUGAAAGCCUGAUGACUUCCUCUAGCAAAGAAGACUGGAUGCCAGUCACCAUGAAUGUUGCUGAUGCUACUGUCACAGUCAUCAAUGAAAGGAAUGAAGAGGAGAUCUUGGUGGAGUGCCGUGUGCGGUUCCUGUCCUUCAUGGGCGUGGGCAAGGACAUCCACACGUUUGCCUUCAUCAUGGACACCGGGAACCAGCAUUUCGAGUGCCACGUCUUCUGGUGUGAACCCAACGCAGGCAACGUCUCAGAAGCUGUUCAGGCGGCUUGUAUGUUACGGUAUCAGAAGUGCUUGGUGGCCAGACCUCCUUCUCAGAAAGUGCGCCCGCCCCCCCCUCCCGCGGACUCGGUGACCAGAAGAGUUACGACCAACGUGAAGCGAGGAGUGCUGUCCCUCAUUGACACUUUGAAACAGAAGCGCCCGGUCACCGAGGCGCCCUAGCUGCCCCGGGGAGGAGCCUGCUCCCCUCCAGCUGAAGAUAGCAGUAGCCACGCUAAGGAACGUGAACUGCCGACGUCUGGCCUGCCCUUUGCAGCUGCUGAUGCUUUGUCUUCAGAGAACUCGCCCUUCCCGAACCCCUGUUAGACAAGCAUGUUCUCUCCUCCUCGCCACCGUCCUGUGAUAUGAAAAGAAGCAUGAAUUAAGUUUUUUGCUGUCAAGUGAGUUCCAUCAUGAGCAAUGGAAGGUCUGUUUGAUUGUAAAUACCUGAACAGUUACACAGAACAAGAAUAUGGCCACGUCCCUCCCACUGAACUCACGCUAGAGCCCUUGGAGUGAAUGAUGCCUGAGUUGGUAGCUUCACCGUCUUGAGCCGGCUUGGUCACAAACCCAUCCUCAACCCUGCAGCGCUCCGCUCUGUGUUCAGCACUGGAGUAGGUACUCUUUGAGUUACUGUAGGUUAAACACCAAGGCUUGUUUGUCACACAGCUACACCUCUUAGUUUGCGGUUGUUUGUCAGCGCUGCUCUGGCAACCACUCCAGCACCUCCCUGCCACGCCUGUCAAUCACGGGGUCGAUAUUUCACCUCCUGGUUGUGCAUGAUGGUCUGAGAGAAGAAUUGGGUUUAGUACCAAACCAGGGCUGGAAAUACCAGAAGGCUUUUCAGCAGCUGAGCUGUAGGGUCAUCUGUGCAAGCUUUGCAGCGUUAACCACACAGACACACCUGUUGGCUGUUAAAUUUAUUCUCCUACAUCUGCCAUUCACCUGUCAAAACCUUCAUUUGCUGCACGCAGGGCUGAAACCAAUCAAGAGCAAGGAAGAAUUUAGCAAUUUGAUUGUCCUACAGGGACCAGAAUCUCAGCAUGGGCAGAGGAGAGUUAGAAGGAACCUCUGCAGAUCAUCAGAGCAGGGGCACCUAGAGCAGGUUGCACAGCAGUACAUCCAGGUGGGUUUUGAAAGCUUCCAGAGAAGGAGACUCCACAACCUCUCUGGGCAGCCUGUUCCAGUGCUCCAGCACCACCAGUAAAGUAGUUUCUCCUGAUGUUCAAGUGAACACUCCACACCUUUUCCAUCCAGGUGUUGGAUGAAAUGUUCAGUUCAGUGUCCCUCACCCCUCAGUCUGUAGCUGACUAAUUAACAUGCCACAAAAGGAACAAUGGAUCUUGCUCAAAGCUUCCAUUCAAUUCCUUGUAAUGCUUUUGUGGCACAGUAAGCAGAGAGCUUCUACCAGGGCAGUGCUUCAGGUGCUACAGGCCGACUCCCGCAGCUUCAUCUGCGUGCCUCCAUUGACACACUACUGCAGGCUCUGGCAAAGUCAGCCCAGUGCCAGCUCUUACAGCUGUACCUCAGACUGAUUCUCCACCGCAGCUGUACACCUUGAGGCUCUCCCUUAGCCAUCUCCUGCUUCAGUCUGCAGAUUGGUACCAACUUUGGAAAUGGAUCAGUCAAGGUAUUUGUAACCAGCAGUAACACAUUUUUGCCUCCCAUUAUAGAUAACGUUCCACACUGUCUGCCCAAGCCUGCAACUCUUGCCAUGCUGUAAGCCUCAAAGAACAAUGGCAAGGUCGUUAUGACAGGAGCUCUUUUCUUAUUUCACUAUGCAAGAGACUGUUAGAAACAAAACUAUUUUGCUUUUUAUUUCUUAAAAGAAAUUAACAGCAGCACCUGGCAGUGAAACAUAGGAACACAAGAGGUAAGGAAUGAUGAUUGAAGAGGUUUCUGCACCUGAAAACACAGAGAGAUCUUUAACUAAACUCAGUGCCAUGCAUAGACAAGUGUCAGGUGAAGGCUGGCUAUGCAACUCUUGUCAUUAAAUCGAGCUCUCCAGAAUACCCCCUGCAGAGCUGAGCCCCACCCAGCUCAAGCCUCUUCUCACCCCACUUCUGCACCCCAAGCACUGCCGUGUCUCCCCUCCCAGGGCUUACAUUCCUGCUAGCUCCUUUGCACCAGCGAAGCUGGAGAAGUUGCUUGCACCAAGUAGGCAGGGAGUGUGCAUAGCCCUAGGUGAAGGGACAAGAACAAUCUCACCCCUUUUAACAGCUCCAGUGGCUUUACCUGACCAUGGACCCACAUCCCAAACAUGGAGACGGCAGCUAGCAGCACACGUAGGUGCUUGGUUAGCUUCUAGGGUUGAUCCCAGUGAUGCCUGCUAGGAGCAGUGUGAAAACUCACUUCCUAUAAUGACUGCUGUCAACGUCUGGUGGCUGGCAAUGUACCUUCAGGUAGGAUCCUGAAGUUAGGAGAUCAAGGUUCCCUUACUCGUCAUCACUGUGCUAGAAAUUCCAACUUUAUCCUGUGUUAAACUGCAGAAAAUACUUGACAGUGUCUUUACAGUUCCAGCUGGAUAUGCCAAGAUUUGGGAUUUGCAACCUUUUGCUACAACAGUGCAUUUUAAAAGAGCAGAAUUACAUUUUAUUGGUCUGCACAGUGCUGCUUCUUCCCAGGAGAGAUCUGGACUGUCUUUAAGCCAACACUUAGCAAAGAGUGGUGUAAAGGUUCUGUGUGGGUUAGUGUUGAGGCUAUGAACAUCUAGUGAGCUUUUAAAUAGCACAGCAAGGGCUGAGGAGAAGACAGGGAAGUACUUGCAAAGCUGUAGGUCACUUUGCCAAUGUCUGUUUUAAGAGUUUUGUGUCUGUCAACAAAAGGUUGUUGACUUUGCAAAUGUGCUUAAUGGUCUGACUAUUUGUGGCCUUCCUGCUUCAGUAGAGCUCCUUUUAUUAGCCAAGAGGUGAGCCACAGACCAGGUGUUUGCAGAACCAGAGCCUAGGCCUGCAGUAGCUUUUGCUGACCGAUAGCUCCAGCCCUUCUUCUUACCACGGCCAACCAGAGUCUGUGCGGAGUGCGUGCGUGUGUCUGAGCAACUGCCACCCUUUUAGCUGACCUUAGAGCCACCCUUCCGUGACCUAUGCAUUUUCGGGGUAAUACCUAGUGGGUCUGUAGGCAGGCAGCCGUGUUCACUAUGCCUUGUAUGUCUGAUGCCAUAUUCUAACUUAACCUGUUAAAUACAGCUUAAAAUAUUUUUAUUUUAUUUAUUCUAUUUUUACUGAAAUCUCCUCCAUUAUUAAGUUGAUGUAUUGUCUUUACUUGGAUGUGCUCUUGUAACAUUCUCCACUCUGUGUACUAUAGGUUGCCUGAAAAAAACAAACAAAGAGAAGGCAGGCUUUGUAAUUAUUUGUAGUCACAUUUUUAUUGAAGUCUGUAGAAAAAAAAAAAGGAAAAGAAAACAAACAAAAAAAAAUCCCCAAACAUGUAAAGCAAAGCUAAUUUCUUAAUUUUCUUUUGGGUUGUUUUCAAUGCAAGUAGGUAGUUAGGGGUAAGUAUCACACAUCAGCCACCUCAUCAAUACCCUUCCUUGCAGAAGCAAGGAGAUUUUAUAUUCACAGUCAAGGACUCAGACAAAAAAAAACCCUUUCUUUUGAAAAUCUGCAGUGCUGGCUGCAGGUUUGUUUUCAGCCGUUUUACACUUUCAUUUGAAGGGGAGCCAAGAGGGAUGUGGGAGAGAGAAAAGGGCCACCUUACAGGGUGGUUAAAGGGAAGGCAGAAAAGGCCAACCUCAGAAAAAAUUGUCAGCUGUUUUGUGUGCAGUCACCUGUGCCUAUGGGAACAAGAGGCCCCUUCCCGACAGAAACCACGGAGUAGCUCACAGCUUAUGCCAGUUCUGCCUCGCUAGGAGUUCUACAUCCCUUUGAAUUUCAUCAAGCAUUUCAUACAUCAUUUAACCAGGAUCUAAAAUGAUUAGGAAAAGAGAAACUUCCUCAUUUCAACAGUCAAUAGGGGCUCAGCCCUUCGGCAGCAUCAGGAAGCCACUCACUCCUGCUCGGGCAGGUUCACGAGUACCUUGCUAACACUUGUGCUGUGCAGUCAGCCAAAGCAGGUCUGAGUUCCUGAACAGCAGUGAGAAAGAAGGGAACCUCCCCCCACUGUUUGUUAGCGGAGUUCAGUCCUACCCGAAGCACCUGACUGACACCCACAGGAAGAGUUUUCCCUGCUAUUGACCACUUCUCCACAUUUAAAUGUAAUCUGUUCUGAGAAUAAAUUUAGCUGCAUAAAA
Pogoniulus pusillus (Red-fronted tinkerbird) is the source of this 6674-nucleotide messenger RNA. It is a transcript of the gene APBB2, whose product is annotated as amyloid beta precursor protein binding family B member 2. Gene Ontology annotation, biological process: regulation of DNA-templated transcription. Gene Ontology annotation, molecular function: transcription factor binding; amyloid-beta binding. Gene Ontology annotation, cellular component: nucleus; cytoplasm. Bases 398 to 2626 code for a protein of 742 amino acids. The record is from RefSeq and is a predicted model, not a curated record. NCBI's taxonomy places the organism in Eukaryota, Metazoa, Chordata, Aves, Piciformes, Lybiidae. The transcript is spliced from 15 exons.